AGUUGUUUUCUCCAAAAAUCGUCCACUUCACGCGGCAUUAAAAUCGCGGAACGAUAAGCGUUACGUUUAAUAUCCCGUUCGCGAAUCACGGCUCGAAUCGGUACAUUAAAAAGUCGCCAUCCGUAACGAGAGUUUGUAGUUUGGACACCUCCGAGCGUUGUACCACCAGGAUCGUUGUUUGCCUCUUUACUUAAAACAAUUCCACUGUUUGCUUCACAAAAGGAGUGUUAAGUAUUCUUUACGGAGAAGUGUGUUGGUAAAAAAAUUUUCCGUAAUUGCGAAGCGUUUUAUUUAUAAAAAUUGGUAACCGAGGGAGCGUAAAUAAAAAUGGUUUCAGAGAGAAUAGAGUUAAUAAGGUAAAAAUCAAAGAAAAGUGUCGUUAUCGCUGAUAAGGAGGCGGGGGGAGAAACAAUCGGUAUUAAUGGGAGACGCGUUCCGCGUGACGCAGUCAGUCCAUUUCCUCGCAAAUGAAAAGAGCAAACGUUAUUGUUAGUGGCUGAUAAGUGGAGACCGCUGGCCAGGUAUCGUCUGGCCUCGUAUAAGACAACCUGCAUCAUUGCUUCCAGAUCAGUAGAUCCUCCACCAUCAAACUCCGAACAUCUAAUCAUCAUAGUCAACAGCGAAGUGUGCAUAGGUAGGACAGCGUGACGAAAUUAGACGAGACUGGCAAACUCUAAGAAGGAUUCGAUUAUUCGGAAGAGAGUACUUAACAGCUUCAGAAGAGCCCAAUUUGAUAAGAAUCUGUGACUAAUGGGAUCGAUAAGUCGGUCGAUUUCUUAAGAAGAGAAGUCUAACAGUAUAAAAGGAGUGACUGGUCAGUGAGUUUUGUCAGCCGUGUUCGCGUCUGCAGCGAAGAAAUUCAGAAAUAAUCUCUCUUUGGCCCGGUUACCGCAACGACAGAUUGAAAACAAUAAGUGAAAGGGACGAUAAUUAUUUAAUUAUAAUUAUUGCACGAUUAUCGAAUAUCAAGAGAUAAGGGGAAAAAUAAUUGAAUUAUUUGUUUAAAAAUAUUAAUCGUCUACAGUGCAAUAAUAUCUCUCGAUUAUCAGCAUUGUUAUCAGCAAUCGUGAAAAAAUCUCAAGAUGGAUUAUUUAUCAAUUACGUAACUGCUGGGAAAAAUUGUUCCAUUGAAUAUUUUUCGAUUUUCUCAAGUGCAUCGACAGGCGCGUUAUAGAAAUUCCUUCGUGAUAAAUUGCACGGUUAUCUGCAAUCUUAAGAACGUGCAAUAAGGAGAGGUGUUUGCUCGAUAAAACUGGGAAAAAAAAGUCCUUUGGACACUUAUCCUUUCCCGAUAAGAAACGAGAACUUGUGACUGCAUCGGUUAAAGCCUUUGGCAAACACUUGAGUGACUGACAACAAAAAUACGUCAUUUGAGCUUUGAACGAAAGAUGUGGAGGAACGCGUGAGGCUGAACGAAAACCGAACUCGUGAUUAAGAGGGAAUUUUUAGAGAAAGAAGAUGGAAAAUACAAUGAAUGGAAACGAGUCAAAGAGUCCUAUUUCGAGCGUGAAGUCGUCUUCGCCAGAUGGGGACGAGAAACAAAUUCUGUUGUCGAAUAAAACCGCGCCGGUUAUAGUUAAAGUGAUCAGGAGCUCGUCGUCCAGAAGCAGGAGCCGGUUCAGAGCGGGGCCAACGCGGAAGCUUCGCCGCCGCGCGGUCCUGAAGAACGGCGAUUGCAACGUUCUCCAAUCGCGCAUCUCGAAGCGUUCCUGGCGUUUCAUCAAGGACAUCUUCACGACCCUAGUGGACGCGCAGUGGCGUUGGACGCUGCUCUGCUUCAGCCUGAGCUUCAUGCUCUCGUGGCUGGGGUUCGCGGUGAUCUGGUGGCUGAUCGCGUUCACCCACGGUGACUUCGAGGAGGCUCACCUGCCGCCGUUCCAAACCGAGAACAACUGGACGCCGUGCGUCUACAACAUCUUCUCGUUCACCAGCUGCUUCCUGUUCAGCAUCGAGACGCAGCACACGAUCGGCUACGGUAGCCGGUCGACCACCGAAGAAUGCCCCGAGGCGAUCUUCGUCAUGUGCGUGCAGAGCAUCGCCGGAGUGAUGAUACAGGCGUUCAUGGUCGGGAUAGUAUUCGCGAAGAUGAGCAGACCGAAGAAACGUACGCAGACGUUGCUGUUCUCGACGAACGCGGUGAUCUGCCAAAGAGACGGCGAGCUCUGUUUGAUGUUCCGCGUGGGCGACAUGAGGAAGAGCCACAUAAUCGGUGCCGCGGUACGAGCGCAGCUGAUUCGCUCGAGGACUACCAAAGAGGGCGAGGUUCUGUCGCAGAAUCAGUUGGAACUGUCUGUGGGUACCGAUGGCCAGAACGGGAAUCUGUUUUUCAUCUGGCCGACCACCAUCGUGCACAAGAUCAACGCUGAAUCACCGUUUUAUAAUAUGUCAGCCGAAGACAUGCUCACGCAGAGGUUCGAGGUGGUGGCCAUUCUCGAGGGUACCAUCGAGUCCACGGGACAGACCACUCAGGCCAGGUCUAGCUACCUGCCGCAGGAGAUUCUAUGGGGGCAUAGGUUCGAGCCGAUGGUCAUGUACUCGAAGGAGAGGCAGGGUUACGAGGUGGAUUACUCGUUGUUCAACAGCACCACACAGGUCGACACGCCUCUGUGCUCGGGCAGGGAGCUCGCUGAGUUUUACAAAGUACAAGAAGAACUCCGUCAUGGAAACGGUGUGAUAGUGGACGAGGACUUUCUGUCGGAGUCUUGUCAGGACACCCAUUACCACUACGGUCAUCGGCCACUGAUAGUGACCAAUCAUCAACCGGGUCAUCAUCCACUGAUUAACUACACGGACAGCGGGAGAAGCGAGACGAGCGCAGACGAGGCGAGUCCUUGUCGCAACGCCUGUAGGGACUCGAGCUGCCACGGGCCUCCGAUACCGAACCGGGACCACGAUCGUGGUCAAUACAAAAUAUUCGAUUUGGACCCAGACGGUAUCCAAGUGAUGGGUGAGACAGAACUGCAGCAUCUGCCGGAGGCAGUGAACAAGGAGAUCCUGCGAAAUAGUCGGGAGAUCAUCUUCGAGGAGCCGGAAGCGUCGAGAGAAGGAAGCCCGCUGUUAUUAAAAUCGAACAGUAAAAGAAAUAUACUGAGACACCCGCUUCUAGACGAGGAGAGGAAAUCUCUGAACAGUUCGAAGAGGAAUUUGUAUCACAAGAACAUACUGAGAAGUUUCGAGGAAGAUAAAAGAUCUCUGGAUGGAUCCAGGAGGAAUCUAAACGGGUCCAGGAGGUAUUUAUUGAUACCCUUGGAUGACAAGAAGGCGGAGAUCGGUAACAGGGAGAGUUUCAGACGACACACGGGCAGUAGAGAAAGACUGAACGCCAUUAGAAGGAACAUCAGUGCAAAGGGGUCAAGGGAGAUCGAGCACGACGCCAGAGGAAGAGUGAACUCGACUGACGACAGGCUGAUGAUCGAGAUGGAAAAAUCUGUUAAAUCUCCGCGACAGCAAGAGAUUAUAGCCGAGAGCAAUAGAACAUCGAUAUCGGACCCUAAUUUGUCUCCGAACGCGUACAUCCCUCCGUUGAAGAACCAUGAGUCUCCGCUUAUAGCGUUACCGAUCUCUCCAAUGUCCGACGCCUCGCCAGAGUCUGGUUUUUACGAAGGGACCCAGUGGAGUUCCAGUCCGGAAUACAUUAGAAAGGAUCUACAGCUCCCGCACGAGUCUACGAUCACGCGGAACAGAAGAAGCUACGAGAAUGCUCAACUACAGGACGUGAACGAGGUCCUGUCUAGGCCCAACAGUGAUAACAGCUCGCUGGACAGCGAGGGAUCCACCAAGAAUAUGGCGAACGACGGUGGUCCGCGUACAUACGAAAAGAAGCAGGCGAUUUCCUAUACGAGCGUUUGAGGAAAGUGUGCCUUUCUCCUUUAGAAACGGUUCUCGAGUGCCAGUGCCAGAACUGAUGUUUGGCAACCGCACCCGAUUCUCAACUGAUCAGUGAUUUUCUAUUAUCAAAAAUCGUUCUUCAAAUACUGAUUCCUCUGUUCCAUUCAUUUACAUCAGGUUCAGUUCUACGAAUCAUUCGAUCGGUUUUACUCGAGCGCGUACGAGAACAAACGUGAUAGAGAAGAAGUGGACAUGCGAACGAAGGUACGCAAUUAUUAUCGAAUUCGUGAUAUUAAACCGCGGGCCGGUUGUACACGUAAUUUAGUGAAACGAAUCUGUCGGGAAGGAACAUGACCAUGAAAGAUUCCCGGACGAUUUCACGAAGGGAGCACGCAACGCUUAGACACUACGAAACUUUUCUAGUUAAAUUGUAUCCAAUCAACGAAUCGCGCGAUCGUUAAAUAAUAAUUGAAUCGAGACCUCGGUAGUAGACUAAGCGAGCGAAGUCUCUAGGUUCGUUAGAUUUAGACUUAUGACAAGGAUAGACGAUCGAGGGAUAUAUUUUUGCAAUUUAGAACGUACAAACGGUAGGUUGUUAAGUUGACGACGAUCGACUCAAGUCCUCGAGCUAAUUACUAUUUCUACGUUUAACGAGACGAGAAAGUAACUCGAACUUUCCACACGCCAUUUAUUAAUAUAUUUAGAUAUCGUGUUAACUGAAACGUCGACAAUAAGCGAGAUAAAUCGUAUCAGUAGGAAAAGUACACGUCGUAUUUAGCGGUUCAACUGGAUAAGAAUGUACGCAAAGUGCCUUAUUAACUCUAUCGUCGCGAGAACAAAAGUGAUACAGUGUUUCCAUCAUCGGGAUACAAUUAGCGUUUGUUAAUAUUUAUUGCUUCCACGUAUUUUAAGCGCUAGCUCGACGUUUGUAUGCAGUGUGGUUCGUCUGGUAUCACCACCUCGAUUUUCGUCGUUAUUAUUAUACAUAGCAGAGAAUGUUUAUAUAUAAUGUUGAAUGGUUUCGAGAGAGAGUGUAAUAAUAACGAUAAAAAUCGGAAUAAAAUAGUAUUCUCUCGUGAACCGCUCUGUAUAUUAAAAACGUUCCCAGUAAGAAAUUUAAAUAAACAAAUCCAUAGAGAGAACUUAUAAAAAUAAUUUGUAUAAGAAUAGCAGAGUAAUUUUGCUUAAACAUUUAAAUUCAGAAAUCUCUUAUGUUUAUAAUAAUAUAUUUGAGAAAACUGGUGUAAAGUUUUCAAUUCUAAAUAUCAUAAUUAAUUACACUAUGUAAUACGAAAUUUAUUUUGCAACAUCCACUAUGUGAUUCUUAUAGAGUUUCUCAUACAUGUAAUCGUAAACAUCAUCAACUGUAAAAAUGCAUGACUAUCAAGAAAAGUGAAAUAUUACAUGUUUCUGUAAAUGGUUUCUUACUUAGAAACGACUGUGCUCGUUUUUGGCAUAGGAAAUUCUAUAAGAAUUAUGUUUUGUGUUGUAUUGAGAUGUUAUUUAAGGAGCACCAAAAGUAAAGACUGAUCGAAUUGUUCAAACAAACAUGAGGAACAAAUUGAAUAAAUGAUAAAUGAAUAUAAAUUGCCAAAUUGUUCUGAUUAAAAUAAAUAGGAAGCAGAUGUUCUCUUUAUGCAUUUUUUUAAUCGAAUGAGUAAAAGACACUAUGAAGAGAGUGAAUGUAUGAAAUCGACUCGAUUUCGAUCAUCCAUGAGGUGAGCCGAAUGAAAUUGUUCUGAUAUUAUCUAAGCGGAGGGGAACCUCGGUACGAACAACGUGAUAUGGUAGCUCUGAGUGUUCUUCAGAGAUAUGGAUACCUGCCAUCGUGACUUCUAGCGUAAUUUGUGAAAACAUUAUUUGUAAUAAAGACCAUUUGAAACCUA
Messenger RNA from Ceratina calcarata, 5714 nucleotides. RefSeq lists its product as uncharacterized. NCBI's taxonomy places the organism in Eukaryota, Metazoa, Arthropoda, Insecta, Hymenoptera, Apidae. Gene Ontology annotation, molecular function: inward rectifier potassium channel activity. The record is from RefSeq and is a predicted model, not a curated record. The transcript has 3 exons. The coding region runs from base 1459 to 3849 and encodes 796 amino acids. Gene Ontology annotation, biological process: potassium ion import across plasma membrane; regulation of monoatomic ion transmembrane transport. Gene Ontology annotation, cellular component: plasma membrane.